Molecule: messenger RNA, 1378 nt
Organism: Hyaloscypha bicolor E
Lineage: Eukaryota; Fungi; Ascomycota; Leotiomycetes; Helotiales; Hyaloscyphaceae
Exons: 2
Coding region: 61-1206 (381 amino acids)
Source: RefSeq, a predicted model, not a curated record
CGCAUUCCGAGUUAUUUGUACUUCGCAAUUCUCGUCACUCCUUUAAAUCAUUCAUUCACCAUGAAGAGUGCCUUCGUUGUUCUCUCCGUCCUUUGCGGAAUCGCCGCAGCACAAUCGGAGCUGGAUUAUGCAAUCGGAUCUUAUCAAGAUGUCCCAGUCCUCCCAGAUGUUGCUGCACCAGCCGGUGAUGCUGCACCUCAGAUGACGAAUUUCAACAUUACCUCGGUUGCAUCGGACGUUGUGGAGGCUGUUAACACCAACACCACUGUUGUCACUGCAACCAAUGUUGUAGAAGACAGUGUUGUUGUCGGCAAGCGACAAGUGACCUGCACCACACGAUCUUUCAAUGCGCCACAAGUCACAGUUCCUACGGAUAGCCCAGCAGCAUUCCAAAGCUAUGCACCUUUUGCUGCAGCAGCCUCUGCAGCAGCACAACCCGCCGCUAUUCCUUCAGGAUACGCCCUUGUGCCAGAAUUCGUUAAUCUAUUGGCCGCCGUCAAGACUUCACAAUACUUGACAUAUACCACCCAAGGCCUUGCAGCAGGAUAUAAUCCUCAGGUUUGCGCUGCCAAGUGUAACUCACUUGCGGGCUGUGUUGCGUUCAAUAUCUACUAUGAGCGGAAUCCUUUGGUCGUGAGCGUGGCGACUCAGGUACCUGAUGACACUGUCUGUCCAGGGCUGGCCACCUCUCCUUCAGCAACGCUGUUAAAGUGUGCGUUCUACGGUAUUCCGGUCACUGCAGAUCAAGCUACGAACGUCGGCCAAUUCCAAGGACAAUUCCACGUCGUCAUCGCUGGUUCCAACGCCUACAUCAAAACCUCGGCUCCCACCCUCCCUGGCUAUGAAGGUCCUGUUCCCUUUGGGGGGGACUCCAUAAACGCACCGGCACCAGUGAUUAAUCACGGCUACCUCCGCGUCCAAACUUUUGGUCAAAAUGUUCCUUUUGAUCCUUCUCUCUGCGCUACAUCUUGUGCCGCUCAGACUGCAUACAAUGCCGCUCACAACAUCGGGCUUGGACCUUGCGUUUUCUUCAACGUCUAUGUUCUGACCGAAAAUGGGGCCAAUGGUAUUCUUACAUGCACCUACUUCUCUACUUCCUACGGACCUGCGUAUGCCACCAACCCUGGCCAGUACGAUGCUGCAGGCAAUCAUUACGAGGUUACCAGCAGCUACGGCUACUAUCUUGAUGGCUACUUCGUUGAGUAAGCACAGAACCUGGGUAGGGGAUUUUGGUGAUUGUGGGGCGCUUGAGCUUGCAGGUUGAUGUCUAAUGGUGAAGGCGGUGGGCUCCCUUUUUGAAAAUGGCUUGGGAACAAACGUAUUGUAGCGAAGGGAUGAUAAUUUGGAUAGAAUGGUCUGCAAUUUUUUGGAUUUGAGU